AUGACCGAAAACGUCCUGAAGAUAUCUGUUACUCAAUAUUUAGAGGAAAUACCGCAACAAGUUCAAUCACGACUUUAUGAAUCACCAGCCACAUGUUUAGCUAUAUAUAGAUUAUUACCGCAACUUUCCAAGUUUUUUGUUAUGUCCAUGGUUUUCAACAACAAUGAAGUAUCACUUCGAGAUUUAGAUAGAUGGGUUAAACCAGAUGCCAAGUUACAAUUCCAAGAUGCAAUUAAAUCCAUGAAAUCAUUACAUCUUAUCAUCCCAUCCAAAGGUAACGGCGGACCACUUAUGAUAAUUUUAAAUCCAACAUUUAGAGAAAGUUUCAAAAAUGCAUUAACCGGUGGGCAAAUUAAUAAUUCAUUCGGUAUUAUAUCAGAUGAAGAUGAAAAUGGUGUAGUAACAUCAACUCUAUUGAAUGAAUAUUCGGCAAAUAAAUGGGAAACUAUCUUACAUUUUAUGGUGGGGACGCCAAUGUCAAGUAUUCCAUCAGGGAGCGUCUUGAAUCUUUUAAAACACACGAAAUUAAUGGAAGAAGUAGAGAAUACUGGUGAAUUCAAAAUUACAAACGAGGGGUUCCAAUUCCUACUACAAGAAUUGAAUUCACAACUCUGGACGUUAUUAUUACAAUAUUUAAAAUUAUCUGAAACGUUAAAUAUGGAUCCAGUGGAUGUUUUAAAUUUUAUUUUUAUGUUGGGUGCUUUGGAAGUCGGAAAGGGUUAUAGUAUUGAUGGAUUAAGUGAAACUCAAAAAAUUAUGUUAAAAGAUAUGAGAGAUUAUGGGUUGGUUUUCCAAAAGGUUUCCAAUUCAAAAACGUUUUAUCCAACAAAUUUAGCAUUGAUGUUAACAUCAGAUACGAAAAGUAUAGUAAGGACAGCAUCAGGUGCCAUUGAAAGUGUGUUAAAUGAAAAUAGAUCUGGAUCUAAUGCUAAUGAAAAUGGAUAUGAACCAGGUACGAAGAAAAAGAAUGAAAAUACCAUCAUGGGUACUAUUGAUCAAGUUGGGAUGAAGAAUCAAGAUGUUCCAGAUGGAUCUUUGAUUGUUGAGACCAAUUUCAAAUUAUAUUCUUAUUCUAACUCACCAUUGCAAAUUGCUAUUCUAAGUCUUUUCGUUCAUUUAAAGUUUAGAUUCGUUAAUAUGGUCACAGGGCAAAUAACAAGAGAAUCGAUUAGAAGAGCAUUAAUUAAUGGUAUCACUGCCGAACAAAUCAUUGCAUAUUUGGAAACACAUGCUCAUCCGCAAAUGAGAAGAUUAGCAGAAGAAAAAUUAGAGAAGAAAUUAGAAUUGGAUGCUAAUUGUAAAGACUCAUUACAAAUAUUACCUCCCACAGUAGUGGAUCAAAUUAGAUUAUGGCAAUUAGAGCUAGAUAGAGUUAUUGCAUAUGAAGGUUCAUUAUAUUCUGAUUUUGAAAAUAACACAGAAUACACGACAUUAUAUAAAUAUGCACAAGACAUUGGUGUAUUGCUUUGGAAAGAUGACAAGAAGAGGAAAUUUUUUGUUUCCAAAGAGGGGAAUUCACAAGUGUUAGAUUAUGCCAAGAGGAAAUUGAAAAAGAAACAAGAACCAUAA
Molecule: messenger RNA, 1569 nt
Organism: Naumovozyma dairenensis CBS 421
Lineage: Eukaryota; Fungi; Ascomycota; Saccharomycetes; Saccharomycetales; Saccharomycetaceae
Gene: TFB2
Product: TFIIH/NER complex subunit TFB2
Exons: 1
Coding region: 1-1569 (522 amino acids)
Biological process (GO): nucleotide-excision repair
Cellular component (GO): transcription factor TFIIH core complex; transcription factor TFIIH holo complex
Molecular function (GO): ATPase activator activity; double-stranded DNA binding
Source: RefSeq, a predicted model, not a curated record